UGAUUUGCAGAUGGAGUUCGUUCCAACACAACCGAACAAAAGCCCUUGCAUAAAAAAUGGCAUUCAAGUCCAUCCUCGUCCUCGCCCUCGUCGCCCUCGCCGCUGUCUCUUACACCAGUGCCCAGCCAUGUGGUUCCUGUUGUCCAGUGGCACGUAAAACCUGUUGUGUAACUGUGCCCUGCACCACCGGAUGCGGUAACUGCGGAUGCGGAUGCGGUCUCGGAAACUGCGGAUGCGGUCUCGGAAACUGCGGAUGCGGUCUCGGAAACUGCGGAUGCGGACUUGGAAACUGCGGAUGCGGACUCGGAAACUGCGGAUGCGGACUCGGAAACUGCGGAUGCGGUUUCGGCCUCGGAAACUGCGGAUGCGGUUGCGGUCUCGGAAACUGCGGAUGCGGUUGCGGUCUCGGAAACUGCGGUUGUGGUCUCGGAACCUGCGGGUGUGGAAACUUCGGAGGCUGCUGCGGACACAAGACCUGCUGCGUAACCGUUCCCUGUUGCGCAUAAAGCAUCAGCAAUAAAUCUCUAAAGCAAUA
Messenger RNA from Cimex lectularius (bed bug), 535 nucleotides. Its product is annotated as keratin-associated protein 5-10-like. NCBI's taxonomy places the organism in Eukaryota, Metazoa, Arthropoda, Insecta, Hemiptera, Cimicidae. The transcript is spliced from 2 exons. Bases 57 to 506 code for a protein of 149 amino acids. The record is from RefSeq and is a predicted model, not a curated record.